AUCUCCACAUUUCAUCAAUCUAUACAAUCAAGCAAAGUUUCAAUUUUUCAAUCUAAAAGUUUAUAACUUGCUGAUGUGUGUGAUACUGCAGGAGAAGGGGAAAAGAAGCUUAGACACCACAGCUCUCAAAACAGAGCUUGAAGAAACAGAGGAUCCAGAAAAAGCAGAGAAGAAGUUUUCCUCUGUUUCUACAAAAACCUCUCAAGGCCUAUUUAGAGAGACGAGUUUCUCAGCAGCAGAGCCAGUUUCAGGUCAUAUAACAUACUCAGGACCAAUUGUAUUCUCUGGAAGCCUAUCAGUUCGUUCUGAUGCAAGCACAACGAGUGGAAGAUCAUUUGCUUUUCCAGUAUUGCAGUCAGAAUGGAACAGUAGUAGUCCUGUAAGAAUGGCGAAAGCGAACAAGAAAAGACAAAAAGGAUGGGGAGACAUUCUUAUGUGUUGUAGAUUCUCUUGAUCAAAAAAAGCUUUUCACUUUGAAGCACAGAGGAAGAAAGGUUUAUAAAAUUUUAUACUAUUAUUUUUCUUUUUUAAUGGUGAUUUAUAGUGCAGUGGUGUGUGUAAUUGGCACUUUGGUAGUAUUAUUUUGGGUUAACAGUUAGGAAUUUUUCAUUCAAAUGUAUCAUGUAUGUACUAAUGUACAUGCUUUUGGUAUAGCUUUGGUGAUUAUUAAAAAAAAGGUUAUAUUA
Messenger RNA from Brassica napus (rape), 686 nucleotides. RefSeq lists its product as uncharacterized. Gene Ontology annotation, biological process: regulation of asymmetric cell division. The transcript is spliced from 2 exons. Bases 74 to 454 code for a protein of 126 amino acids. NCBI's taxonomy places the organism in Eukaryota, Viridiplantae, Streptophyta, Magnoliopsida, Brassicales, Brassicaceae. The record is from RefSeq and is a predicted model, not a curated record.